AUGUCCAAUAACCAAGCAUUCUCAAAUAGCCAGGCAUCAUUGGAUCAGGGUUCACAGCUCGCAACACUCAUCGCGCAGGUCGGUUCGAACCGAAAGCCACUACCUCGCCACAAUAACGAGGUUGAGAAUUAUCUUGAGAGUGAGAGAGAAACGGCGGAUGAAGAGAAGGAUGUCCAGCAUCCACAAGAAAACCUUGAUCCUAUCAGCGAUGACGAGGAGAAUCCACGGAUUGAAUCUAGGGAAGUUGAAAUCAAUGCACAUGUGGCUACUGGGCUAAAUUCUGGCCGGGAGCAGUUGGAUCUUUUACAGGGUUCUUCUAGCGAGGGAGAAGAGGUUUUAGGAAUUACCAGAGAAUCGGGUGAUGAUGAUGAUGGUGAGCAUCCUUUACCAAGGGAUCACUCCCUAAAGCGCUCAUCAGGGAGAGACGUCCAGGUGGGCGGACGGGGGCCCCUCGGCCCGCCCACUGGACACCAAAAAGGUGUCCAAACCCGCCCAUGGACCGGUUUGGACAUGUCCAUCGAUGGGUCAAUUGGACUUUGGCGAGGUCUACCCCCAUGGGAUAGGGCUCUGAACCCUCCAACGAGUGUACGAGAUGCGACUACGGACGACGUCGACUUUGACCCGUCACACCCUCAAAGCAAUACCCAUGUGCAACGUCUGCCUCGCGCCUCAUCUCAGGUCAGCAAUGUCACCGUUAACGGACAGCUCACUGAAUUCCAAGCCUCGGGGGACGCCGUUCCGGAGGCCACCCCAAAACCGCGGCAAAUACGAAUGACUUAUGUAGCGGAGAUACUACUCGGAUUAUUUGUUCCCUGGGGCCAGUUACCAGCGCUUUUUCAACAGCACGCUAACGAUGUGCCGACGAAGCGCGAUGCCUGCUCCCACAUAUGGAAAAUUGUAGAGCUGACGCUCACCCCGCAUAUUCGAGGAUUUGCAGCAAAUAUUGAGCUCCUGCGGCAGUCUAGGGAAGACAGUCUAGCUGGUGCGAAACUUCAUGAAGCGCCAGUUCGCGUUGAUAGUUCAUUUGACCGUGAUAUUGAUGAGCUCAGAAUAGACAACUUUGACUCCGAUGCUGACGAUUGCCUUGCGGACCUGGAUGAAGUAUUAGCAUCGAGAGUCUGA
Penicillium samsonianum is the source of this 1122-nucleotide messenger RNA. RefSeq lists its product as uncharacterized. The record is from RefSeq and is a predicted model, not a curated record. The transcript has 4 exons. Bases 1 to 1122 code for a protein of 373 amino acids. NCBI's taxonomy places the organism in Eukaryota, Fungi, Ascomycota, Eurotiomycetes, Eurotiales, Aspergillaceae.